AUGAAACACAGGUCUACCCGAAUAUUUGACUCAGUCGAUCAUAUUCGUCGUAUGUCUUACAUCUAUCUGCGCAAAGUGGCAUUACUGUACAGGAUAGCAAAUGCUGACCUGCAAUCAAUUGUACUCAAGCACUAUAUUUCUGCAAGUAGCUUCAGUUCCCGUAGAAUCGAUCAAGACGAGUCCCCGAGAGCCGUAGCUCGAAGCAGUGAAGCAGAGCAGGCAAGUGCUGCAAAGCCGUUAAGUGAUGUCGAGGGCAGAUUCUGUCCACGUGUGUGUCGUGAGCGAACGCCAUCACACACCACAGACAUUCACGCAUACCACCAGCACAACCACCACUCACUCCACCACACCCUCACUUCAAACACAAUGGCACCACCAUCGCCCUCCAACUCCACCAUCAACGCCGAGCCACGCAACCGCAUCAUCAACCGCGACUUCCAGGAGCAGCAGCAGCCAUCGAGCUGCAGCGAGCCUGUCGAGAAGAAGGGUGAGCCAGUGAUGGCCAGCACAGGCUAUCACUGCGUGAUGUACUGGGAGAAUGGCUGCCCGUCGAUCGUUGCUUGGUAUGAAAAUCUUCCUUCGGCGAAGAGCUCACACAACCUCGCCUAUGCUACCUGGGGCCUGGAGUCUCGUGGUGACGACGGCGAACUCUUCUACAUAUCGAAGGCGACGGUGGUGGUAGAUUCACUACUCGGAGUACUGAAGCGGUUUCGUGGUCGACGACGGCGAACUCUUUCCCACAUCACAGCCAAUGGAAGCAGUGUCGAAACCGCCAUCAAGAAGACGCCAGCGUUUUCCACGAGAUUCACAACAGUCGUGCGCUCUAUGAGGCCCCUCUCGAUUCAUCCAUCAGAGUCCACUACAAGAUUUCGAAAUCCACGGUCCAGCAGGAAAUCCAGUCGAGGCCUGAAGAAUCAAGUCGAAGUUCUGGCAAGCAAAGAAGGGAACGGAAAGCCUGAGGCUGACAUGGAAGACGCAAGUGGUGAAGACCAGAAACAGAAAGAUUUUGUGAUCGACGGCAGGUGGAUCAUGGCGACAAGGAUGGGAUUGCAGGGAGAUCUCAUGAGGAGUGGCUCUGGAGACUACCAUCGUCCAUAUCAUGCACAACCCCUGUUCUCUCCGUCGACCCAAGACGCGUCGUGCUGGACCCGAUUUCAGAGACAAACGAUGAGACCUAGAUCUGGGGUUCAAUCAACACAGGCGACGGCCAUGAUGCCACGAACACGAUUCCAAUCCAGCCGUCAGAGUCAGACGAAGAUGUCACGAAUCGCCGUCAAGAGAGAGAGAGAAAGUGCAAUCGUGGCACUUCUGCCGACCACCACGGUUUCAACGUCAGCAGCGAAUAUUAUCGAAGAACCGUAUCACCUUUGGGAUGGCGCUGAUCACAAAGUAUUCCAAGUCAGACGGAUGAGAGAGUCCUGGGUAAAGAGCAACGACAUGGAGUUUUUCGCGAGACACUUUUCACAUGAACAGUGA
Pseudocercospora fijiensis CIRAD86 is the source of this 1476-nucleotide messenger RNA. RefSeq lists its product as uncharacterized. The transcript has 13 exons. The record is from RefSeq and is a predicted model, not a curated record. Bases 1 to 1476 code for a protein of 491 amino acids. Lineage: Eukaryota; Fungi; Ascomycota; Dothideomycetes; Mycosphaerellales; Mycosphaerellaceae.